This is a messenger RNA of Neurospora crassa OR74A, 1908 nucleotides long. RefSeq names its product HAD superfamily hydrolase. The transcript is spliced from 2 exons. Gene Ontology annotation, molecular function: phosphatase activity. NCBI's taxonomy places the organism in Eukaryota, Fungi, Ascomycota, Sordariomycetes, Sordariales, Sordariaceae. The record is from RefSeq and is a predicted model, not a curated record. The coding region runs from base 505 to 1533 and encodes 342 amino acids.
GGGGCCCGAUUGCGGGACCUGGAGCUGUCUCCAACUUUUUCGACGCCGGGGGACGGGACGGACCAACCGAUUGCCCAAACAACAAAACCGACGACUCAUCCCGUCCAACGACCCUUCACAACAUCUAUUUACACUUCACCGACCCUUCCCAACAACGCGCACCGUUGUCCAAGGUUCAUAAUUCCCCUUCACUCAGCUCUUUGUACGAGGCCGUUCUUCCAUCUGUUGGCCCCAUCGACAUUCACCAACCUUUCUCUGUUUACCCGAUAGCCUUCACCUUCCUUCACUGCCCUCGACGACUCUUGGCGCGAGUCCCAAAUAAUUCCUUGUCCUAGAUAUAAAAGUCCCCCCUUCCCACCACUAUCUCUGCACUUUCCACUUCCUCCAAACUCAACCCGGAUCAAGACUUCCUUUUCGAAAGCAAGUCUCGACAACAAAUCCGCCUUCCACCCGACACUCCUACCGAUAUCAUUUAGUAUUUUAGACGUUGCCUCAACCGCCACAAUGUCACCCCGCACCGAUUUCCCUCCCGUCCGGGCCUGCCUGUUUGACAUGGACGGCCUUCUCCUCGACACCGAGGACAUCUAUACCCUCUGUGUGAAUGAGCUUCUGCGAAAACACAAGAAGGAGAAGUUUCCCUUGCCAUGGAGCAUCAAGGCUCAGCUCCAAGGUCGCCCGGGUCCUGCGGCCCUUGACAUCUUCCAUAACUGGGCUGAUUUGCCCAUCACCCGUGAGCAGUACAAGGAGGAAUACUACGCUCUUCAAGCUCAGAAAUUCAAGCAUACCACGGCUCUCCCCGGUGUCGAGGAGCUUCUGCAGAAGCUUGGCAGUACCCGCUACUGGGAUCUCAAGGGGGAUGCGUCUGCUACUACCAAUGGCGCCACCGACAAGCCCGCCCCGAAGCCUCAUCGGGUUCACAUCGCCCUCGCCACAUCAUCCCACGAGGCGAACUUUCGCAUGAAGACAAACCACAUCCAGGAGCUCUUUUCGGUUUUCGAGACCCACCGUCGCGUUCUCGGCGACGACAAGCGCAUCCCCGAGGGCCGUGGCAAACCCCUUCCGGACAUCUACCUGAUCGCCCUUAAGACGAUCAACGACUCACUACCCGAGGGCGAGAAGCCCAUCACACCCGAGGAAUGCCUCGUCUUUGAAGACAGUAUUCCCGGUGUUGAGGCUGGUCGUCGCGCCGGCAUGCGCGUUGUCUGGUGCCCCCACCCAAUGCUCAAGAAGGAGGUGGACAAGAAUGGCGACGCCAAGCUGGUUCUCGCGGGUCUUCUUAACCAAGCUGACAUUGAGAAGAAGAAGGCUCAAGCCGGCCUCACCAACGGCAAAGUCGAUGCAGACGACAAGCCGGGCGAGAUCGACGAUGGCUGGGCGGACUACCUCCCCAGCUUGCUCGACUUUCCCUACGAGCGAUACGGAAUUCAGAUUCCCGACGCUGUGGUCGACAAAGAGCCCUCGAUGGUGGAAACUGCCAAGAUCGACGAGGGAGAGGUCCUUCAGGCGGUUCAGACUGAGGUCACCGAUAACUGAGCAUACCACUUCAUGCUCACUCACAAACCCAACUUCCUUACAUUACUUCGCAAGUUAAUUUCUUUGUCUGGGUUCUCACAAUUUCACUUAUCGGAUUUUUUUUUCCUGCUGGCAGGCAGCAUAGCGAGUCACCAAACAACUGGCUUAGGCGAAUGGAGUUUGGGGUUGGGAGGCUACGACCACAAAAUUGAGAAUGAUUCGGCAGGGACCUUAUGGCAUGGCCUGAGGUAUAGAAGGAAUGAUAAGUAGGGACAUAGGAGGAUCACGUAAUUAGCAUCUGACGCAAUUGCUUCCACCAAAAGAUUCGUUAGAGCUUCGUAGAUACCCCUUAGAUUUAUUCAUGCGCAUUACAACAACUGAAUAAGAACUGUCGUC